UUCGACGCAGAGAAAUUGAUCUUCGGAAGUGAGGAAGUCGAAGAGGGGAGGAGCGCAAAGCGAAAAUAGGAGAGAGGAAAACUGAAAAGUAGUCUAUAACAAUUCAUUACGACAGUCAGAAAAUGUUGAAUUUGAUAUUUUAGGAGCAUUAGAAGAACAUGGGUGGAUACGUGGUAGGGUAAGUUGAUCUUCGAAAGAGUGGCCAGGAGAGAUGCUGCACCUUCUUUCAAGAAAUCUCAAGAGGAUCAGCUGUCUCCCCCAUUAAUGGCUAAACUCUCAAUCAGGACAAGGAAAAGAGGAAUUAGAUUAAGGAAGGACAGAAAUAAUUAAUAGUUUUCAAGAUAACCAGUUCAGAAGGUCAUCCAAUAUGGGGACAAGAGCAGCAGCAUUUACUGCCAAGAUACGGAAUCUCAAUGAUUUCCAUACACGGCUUCUCCAUGGGGUAGUUCCAGCUCCUUCAGGGCUGGACAUCGCGAAUACUUUGAAGUACUUCUCACAGACACUACUAGGUGUUCUACGAGAAAUACAGGAACGUCCUGUGGAUAUGCUUCGACAUCGAGAUCAAGAUACCAUUCGUCUUGCACUUUUCCCUAACCUAGACUAUGCAGGCUUACACCAGUCUAUUGUGGCAUUAGUUGAUAUAAUGCCCCUUAUACAGUAUGGCACUCAAGCUUUUGGCCAAGCAAUGCUAAAUACGCUGGCCUGUUUGGUGUUAUUCCUGGAACGCAAAGUGAUUGAUACAUUACCAUAUCUUGUUGCAUCGAUGAUGACCUCCAUUCCUGAGUCUCUCCACCAACAGCUCAUCACCAUCCUUUGUUAUCAUAUUUUGCCUGUCACAGUUGGUGCUCCAGCUGUCGAGGGUGAGGAAGAAAACUAUGCUGCAGCAUCUGUUCCGGCAGUUUUGAUGAUGAUCUUUCAGUACACAGAUAAUUCAGCAUACCACUGUCAGCUCUUAGAGUGUCUUAUGUCUCUUAAGUCUGACAUUGCAAAGGACUUGCUCUGUGUGAUUGCAUAUGGGACUCCAACAUCUAGGUCUCCAGCUGCAAACCUCCUCUUCUAUUAUUGGCCAAGUCUAAAUCCAACCCUUUAUGACAGAAGGGGCAUACAUAUAAAAUUUAGUGACAUAUCAAGUGUGUUGAAGGCAAUGUUCAAUAAAUCGGCACAGGCCGCGAAAAGUGAUUCGAUAUCCCAGACUGCAAAUUCUGACAGUGGGGAAUCGAAAAACCCAAAAGGAUGGAAACCUCUCCUGUGCCAAAUAGAGGAAUGUGAUGGUGAUGGAACAUCAGAGGCUGUUAAAGUUUGCUUUGAUCAUGCUGUGUGCUUGGGAGCUUGUCCCGAAAAUCCUCCUCCAUUAUUCCUGUGCAUUGACUGUGCUGAAGAGAUUAGGAGAGAACACAGUACGGUUGAGUUCUUUGAUAUACUUAUGCCAAUGGCUCAAGUAUCUGCCACUUGUGAAAAUAAGAAUUGUCGCUCUACUGAAAAAAAUGCAAUAGCUACCUGCUAUAGUAUGGAAUGUGCAAGCUAUAACAGCAAUCGACCUAUUCGCUACUGCAGUCAGUGCAAUAACAUUCGUCAUAACAACCGUCGUGGAUUAGACCAUGUUGUCCACACAACCAUUGGCUCUCCUUGGACAAUGGAGCCUCAGAUGCAAAACUUUACAAUUGAAGCUGUUGUCAGUCUACUCAAUGAAGCCCAGCCAUUUGGAGACAAAACAAAGAGUAAAGACCAGGAGCGUCUGAAUAGGGCUGGGCUGCUCGAUGAUGUUGAUCAGGCUGAAUGUUUAACACCAGAAGAAUCUCGUCUUUUGAGCCGGUAUGGUGUAUGGCUGAUUGUUGGAUUGUGUGCUCCAACUCCUGAUACACCAAUAGAAAUGUUGGGUCGCAUCCUUGCUGCAUUGUGUCACUGGUUUAAUGCAACACAAUACCUCCCAGAUGAUCAGCAAGGAACAGCUAUUGAAAGACUGAAGUCAGAGUACAUCCACAAUUGGUUACAAGAUGUUUGCAAGACUCACUUUGAAGUCUUUGUUUCCUGCCUCAUGCCACACCCUGUAGAAUAUGCAAGAGUUGGUGGCCACUGGUACAGGUACAGGUACAGGUUCAAGUUCAGAUACAGGUUCAGAUACAGGUUGAUACAGGUUCAGGUACAGGUACAGGUUCAGGUUCAAAUUCAGAUACAGGUUGAUACAGGUGAAGGUACAGGUUCAGAUACAGGGUUCAGGUUGAGUUACAGGUACAGGUACAAGUUCAGGUUCAGGUUCAGAUACAGGUACAAGUAUAGGGAUACACUUGCAACUCGCACUGAUCACAUUAAGGAAGGCUUCAAUAGGUUGUUCUGUCUUGUUCCCUAUGAACUUAUUACUGUCCAAGUGUGGGAUCGUGUCAUGCCGAACUGGAUGGAGCAAACUUCUGGAUACCGAUAUGAGCCCACUUGGAUUUGAUGCAUCUCAGAUGUAUGGUUUCCUGAGUGUUCGAUUCAUCAAUACACCAGCCUCAGUGCAGGAACAAACUCUUUCAUGGCUUCAGAGCCUGUGGUUGAGGAUGACUCUCACAGCAGCUCUGGUCUGUCUGAAGAUGAGAAGCCCCCAUCAGAGCAUCCAGAAGAUCAUUACUCUGACCCGGAGCUUAAUCUAACCUGUUUUGUGCUCAUGUUAGAUGUACUCUUCAAACAGAUGGAAGUGCAGGAGAUUGAGAAACACCAGGGUGUAGAUGGAGCUGAUAGUAAAGUGGUUACAAAGCUGUUGAAAGACAUGCUGAAUGCCCCUUGCAUGUCUCCCCAUACCUGUGAUGGUGAGAGGGAGUGCACAACAUGUGAACUGACUACAGCCUUCUUCCAGCUCCAGAUGGAUGUUGUAGCCUUUUUAUGCCCUAGGGUAGCUAUCCAGAACAACAGGGUUGCUGAUAUCAUCCCACAAGAGAUGGACUCUUCACAAGCAAAUAAGAGUCCUGAGUUAUCCUCCCAGGAUCCUCCUACUGUAGCUUCCUCUCAGUCACCAAAACCUGGUGUACACCCUCCUUCUAAGGAAGGAGGCCUUAUUUCCAUGAUGGUUAAUAUGCCACAGAUUGUAACUGCAACUGUGGAGACAGUUGGUGAACUCGACAUCGCUGCAAAUAUACCACAGGAGCAUGUGGUCAAAGCAGUAGCAAGAGCUGUGACACUGACUGAAGAAGAUGUUGCUCAUGCAACUGCAAAUGUUGCUCGUCCAAGUGUGGUAGACGAAGAUGAUAAACCGAUUGACACAACUCAACAUAGUGAUGAGGAAUCUGACUCUUUCUGGGUUACCUCACAGGGCAAAUUCAAAUUUAAAAUGGAAGAACUACCAUCUCACCUGCAAGUCAUAUACACCAUACUGAAGCGGCUGGAAACAACAGAAGAUGGCGAUGUUGUUUAUCAUAUGUGUGAAUGUCUGAAAUACUUGGUGCUUCAUGGAGAAGCCAUGGCUCAUGCAGCAAAUGAGCACAGAGGGUUUUUAAUUUGGUGUCAAGAAAAUAAAAGUAUCAAAAUCAUGUGGUCACUGAUAGAAGCUGAAUGGUCACAUGUUGCUGAGGUCUGCGUUUCACUGCUGCUGCACUUUGUAACUCUGCCAUGUGGUUCAGACAUAUUCUGGAAGUUAUGUGAAAACCAUUUCAACCAUCAAGAUUGGAAAGUCCGAUUUCAAGCAGUUGAAAAGGUGGUUGUCAUCGGACGGUUUUUGGGAUUAUCUGCUGUACGACAAUGUCCAGGACUGCAGGCAGCUAUUGCUCAUGCAUUUUGCUUCCUCAUUGCAUCUUUAGAUGAUAUUAAUGUUGCAGUAGCUCAGCGUGCUUCUCUGUACUUGACAACUUUACCAGACUGUGGCCUGCGAGCACUUUGUUGGUGCUUAGAACAGCAGUUUGAUAGUGUUAUAAUGGACAGGCCUAUGAUCAUUCAGGCCCUCCAUCAAUUGAGCUCACGCCUUCCAGAUCGUAGAAUCUUGUCAUGGGAAUUCUUUUAUAAUCGAUUUGAUGCACUUUAUCUUGAAGCUCAGAUUGCACUUGAAAAAUAUGGAGACAUUGCAUUCCCAAGAGACCUAAAAAAUUCAGACAUGACAAGUGAUGUCUUUGAAAGAAAGUUAAGCAAAGCAAAGGAUGCAUUGACCUUGGUUCAGAGUGCAAGUGUUCGAACUCUCUCUGGAUCUCUUGGCACAAAAUGGCCAUACAAAAGGACAAUGUCAGCACCAGCCAACAUGCUUAAUCGUGCGGUUGAGAAACAAGCAGAUGGAGGUAUGCGCUGCGGUGACGAUGGCUCAGUUGUUCACCAAUUGCAGCGUGCAAUGGAUCUGGAAGAGACUGAUAAGGACACUUUGCAUCUCCUGGUUUUCCUCUUCAUGCAGUUCCUGUCACAACCUCAACAUGUUGGAGGUAAUGAGGAUAAAGGAAGCGUAAAAGUGAUGAAUCUUGUCUUACGGCAUUUGUCAGUGCUAAUGGGCUUCAGUCCCCAAGAGCGUUGUUUCUCCAUAUCACCAGCAAGACUCAGAUCAUCUCCAGUGUUCAAUGCUUUUCUGUCCAACUUGCCUCACGUCUUGGAUCACAACUUCUGCAUGGGAAUAUCACUACUACCUUCGUGUUUGCCAGUGCUGCAGUUCUGUGCUGCACCUCACAGAGUGGUUGACCUUCGUUAUCCAACAUUCAGUUUGUGGGGUCUUCAGCCUCAUGCAAGAAGAUGCUGGCUAAAAUCAGUUCUAACACUCCUGUAUAAAUAUGAAUACAGUCAGCACCCUCUAUCAGGACAAGCACUAUCUUUGGUGCGUAUUGUUCUUAACACUAUAGAAAAUCACUACCACCGCUGCAGGAAGGUUGAUGAUCCAACCAUGUGUGCAGCCAGUUCAGCAUACUCAAGAGAAGUGAGCCAAGGCUCAAUUGGGGGUAAUGAAGGAGAUCAUCCUGUAGAGUCUCCUCCUCUUUCACCUGGGGCUCAUCCUGGGGGCCGCAUAACGCUCAUAACAGGAGGCCUUCAUGCAGACCCACGAGCUCAGUACUUUGCAGAGACCAAGUCAGCUUUUGUUCCUAUUGGCCAGGAGUCCAAAAGCAUUCAGGCAUUACAUGGUCAUCACAAAUCUGCACCUGAUGAGGGCAGAAAACAGCGUAAAAAUAAUGAAUCUGUCCAAGGUGUGGACUGCGAUGAGGUAGAACUUGAAUUAGAAGCAAUACCAGAGAGUCCCAAGACUGACAGUCCUGUCUGCCAGCUGCAAAAAAUUAAUGGACGUGAUAUGAAGACUCUCUCAGUUGUCAGUGGUGAGAUUUCACCCAAGUCUCAUCGUCCUGUGAGUCAAAAAACAACAGGGAAUGUGUUCCGACCUAUAGAGAACCAAAAUCGCUCAACAGCAGAAACUCAAGAAGGUUCCAUGAGAGAACGACUACUUCCUGUGGGAUUAGAGAGGUGUGGAACAAGUGACAUUGGAUGCACAAAGGGUGCAUAUCUGGAGCCUAGGGUAAACAGGGCAGUGUUCAGUGAAGUACCCAAAUUGGAGCAUGUGGAAGCUACAGUCACAGAGACAAGUGUUUAUGAUCCUUCUGUUAUACAAGCCGUGAAUCAAGGGGAGACAAGAAGAGUUUCUGACGAAAAGGAAGGAUCGAUUCAUUCGGGCCACAUCCAUCACCAGUCACCUCAGUCUCCACUGUCUAUGAUGGACCUCAUGACACUUGGUUCUCCAGUUGAACUUGAUGGCAUGACAAGCACAACAGAUUCCCCAAAUACCGAACUUGUGUCUCCUCCAGAGGUUCUGGAGUUGCCAUCCCGUGAGGUCCUCUUACCUGUUGGAGGAGAAAAGACAACUCCAAUCAAGAAGCAUGAGGACCACCAGCCUGGAUCUAUACUUGAACGAGUGUGGCAGGCCUUUGGAGGCUGGGCCAAUGGCAGCAAAAGCAGCAACCAGAGCAGCAGCGAAUGUGAAUUGGUUGAGGUUGUUGCACACAAAGAAACUCAGAAACAAGGAAAAACAAAGCAAAAUUUGAAAAGCCAAAGUGUGCUCAUGGAUAAGCAAGAUCAACUGAACACGUCAACAGAGGAAACCACAGAUACUUCUAAUUCAGGAACAACUACAAAUAAUUCAGGUCCAGGUGAUACAUGUCCACUUAAAAGUGGAAUGCGUGGCAAGAGUAAGCCAACAGCAACUGAAACUGAAGAUGAAGUAUUGAAUGACACCUAUAGAUGGAGUGACAGGAAUGAAAUGCCAUCUGUUCGUGGAGGUGUUACUAAUGGCAACCCUCCUGGAGCCCCUCCCCCCUCCUCUAUCAAGCAGUCAUAUCUGAGGGUUGGUGAGGACUGCAUGGUUUACAGAUGUAUGGAGUGUGGUGAAAUUUUAGAAGAAUUUUCCAAUGAUGAUCUUGGCUUGUGCAUUAUCAUCUUAUCAACAUUUGUGUAUCGCCAGCCAGGUUUGGCUGCACCACUUCUCCCCAGGAUGCUAAAGACUGUUGCCAGAGUUGCUGGUAGUGAGGUAUUUUCCUGGCAGUAUGAAAACUGCAUCCAUUUACCAGGUUCUGCCACAAGUAUUGGUAGACAGUUUUUGCGUUGUGUCCUCCAUCAGCUCGCACCCAAUCAAAUAUUUAAUCAGAUAUUUUACACCAAUGUUGAAGAGCACCAGCGACUGCAGCUUUUUAAAACUUUAGCACAGGCUUUAAUGGACUUCAAUGAACUAAAUCCCUCUGCUCCAAUUCAGCUUCUUCUGGAGACUCAAAAUGCCAAGAAAGUAUUGCCAACUGAGAAUCUCACCCAUCUCUUGGGAAAUGUUGCAUCAUACAUGGAAGGCGUCAUACAUGAUGGAGGAGGUGGCCUGUCCUCAAGUCUUGUGCCACUUUUUGAUACCUUCCUAAGGAAGGUGCUGCUAUGUGUCAGUGAAUUACCUGAUCUGAAUGCAGUGCUGAGGGUCAUCGUUGCAACUCUAAAGAUUCCAGGAGUGUCAGCCCAUAAAAGUAUCUUAGAUCCUGUGUCCAAACUUGUCAGCCACUCUAUUCAGAAUUCUACAAUCAAGUAUGAUCAUUUGAGUGACCUCUGCUAUAUCUGCAACAGAAUCUUCUCAAGGGAAAGAGACAAGCUGCUUCUUCCACGAUUGGUUGUGUAUGAGUUAGUUCAAGCACUAAAGUUCAAGACUUCAAUCCCUGAUACAAAUUUAGUGCUCCUUGUGCAGUUGGUCGUGCAGGAUAGUGGAGGAACUCUGGGGAGUAACAGUGUUGUUGGAGAUCUUCCUAAAAAUGUUCAAGAUAUUCACAAUCUUCCAAAUACCUGUGCUGCUGAGUGUAUGCGAUCUCAUCUACAUGAUGCUCUUGAAUUCAUAGCUGAUGUUCAUACUCUAACAAAAGUCAAGUCCAACUGUCGCAGCAGUGUUGGUCUGAAUGAAGACACAAUGGGUGGUCUUGUGAAAGCAGGGAUUUCACAGUAUCUGGCUCUUGAAAUCACCAGAGGAAACAGCAGAGACAACAGAGCCAUAGCAAAAUAUCUGCCAUGGCUGAACAAUCCACCAACAGCAGUUCAGCAAGGGCCAAAGGAAUUUAUUGACUGUGUGUCACACAUCCGGCUGUUGUCAUGGCUACUACUUGGUGCCCUGACACACACCUGCUUGGUUGGAAAUUUUGCCACUAUGGUAUGUCAGCCCAUUCCACCUGAAGCUUCAUGUCAUAUUGCAGAUCACAUCCAGGUGAUCUUAGCAGGAUUUGCUGAACAGUCCAAGGCAUCAGUUCUUCAUAUGUCUUCUCUGUUCCAUGCCUUUAUUCUAUGUCAGCUUUGGACUGUAUACCUAGAGCAAGGUGCUGGCAGCCCAGGCAGUGAUAGCUACAGCAGCAUCAGUGCCAUUCUGACAGACUUCUGGGCCAAAGUAACACCAGGCAUAUUGCAACUUGUCUCACACUCUAAAGUGGAAACUGAAACAGCCCAGUUGGGAGAAAUGGUAAACUUACACUUCCUUAGUCUGAUGGAAGCCCUUCAUGAGUGUCAAUCAACUGUUCUUACCAAGUUGCUGCCUCUUUGGGCCCCUGUCCUGUACACCCACCAUAUUAAGUUGCCGGGUCAGCUGGCAGUACGACUCCAGGUGUGCCAGAAUGCAGCUCCUCCCUUGGAUCAAGAAGUACCUGGUUGUACUACUACUGUUCCCAACCUACUUCGCUGGCUUCAUCGUUUGCAGUUUAAAAUGGGCCAAAUAGAAUUACAGUCUUCUGCUGCCACCCAGUUUUACUCUGUUUAGAUGUACAGGAAAUCUCUCUUACAACAUACCGGGUGUCUAAAACAAACAAACACACAUGCACAUGCACAUGCAUGCAUACACGCGUGCAUGCAUGUACAUGCACACGCACACGCACAUGCACACCCACACACCCACACACAUACCCACACACACCCACA
Messenger RNA from Penaeus monodon (black tiger shrimp), 8349 nucleotides. RefSeq names its product protein unc-79 homolog (gene unc79). Lineage: Eukaryota; Metazoa; Arthropoda; Malacostraca; Decapoda; Penaeidae. The record is from RefSeq and is a predicted model, not a curated record. Gene Ontology annotation, molecular function: protein binding.